Messenger RNA from Anolis carolinensis (green anole), 1267 nucleotides. RefSeq lists its product as uncharacterized. NCBI's taxonomy places the organism in Eukaryota, Metazoa, Chordata, Lepidosauria, Squamata, Anolidae. The transcript has 4 exons. Bases 506 to 1135 code for a protein of 209 amino acids. The record is from RefSeq and is a predicted model, not a curated record.
UCACUGAUUGACUUUGCAAACACUUCAAGCUACUCAAUGCUAUUCAAGCUUACUAAUUAUGUAAAUGCCCUCCCUGAUUGACUUUGCAAACACUUCAAGGCUACUCAAUGCUAAUCAAGCUUACUAAUGGCUUCAAACAGACAAGAGUUCUUUCUCCCAACCUGGACAUAAUUCCAUAGGAAUAUAUACAGUCCACUUGCUUCGCUACCUCUAUGUAAAUGCCCUCCCUGAUUGACUUUGCAAACACUUCAUGGCUACUCGAUGCUAUUCAAGCUUGCUCAUUGCAAGAUCCACACUUGCUUCGAACCCUGGACAUUACACUGGGAUAUAUAUAUAUAUUCCACUUUGUUUUACUACUUCUAUGCAAAUACCCUCUCUGAUUGACUUUGGAAACAUUUUAUAGCUUCUCAAUGCUAAUCAAGCUUACUAAUGGCUUCUAACAGAUUAUAGUUCUCUGGACAUAAUUCCAUAGGAAUAUAAACACUCCAUUUGUUUCACUACUUCUAUGCAAAUACCCUCUCUGAUUGACUUUGCACCUUCAAUGCUAUUCAAGCAAGAUUAUAUUCCGCUUUGCAAGACGGGAACGGACUUUGACGCCGGGAACAAAAGGCGGAACGGCUCGAUAUCGGGCUCGGCGAAGAAACCAGAUCGGCAGGAUUUUAUCGGCUGCCCUUUGAGUCCGGGUCCAGAGUCGACCACGGCAACCACGUUUCAAGAGAAACGGAUCUCCGGUUGUCGCUCAAAGGAAAACAGCGGAGCAGAGAAACACACCAUGGAGUCGGCUAUGAACGCAUUUCUGCUUGCGGGGAUCCUACUUUUUGUUCCCGGAUCGUACGGUCAAGAGGUGACGGGGACCACGGAGGGCUCGAGCUACCUGCAGCCGUGGCUGGUGGGCCUGGCGGCCGUGGUGGUCUUCCUGGGGGUCAUCUUCGUGGCCUCGCUCGUCAACCGGAUCUUCUUUGCCAACAAGACGAAGGACGAUCAAGAAACGGGAGCCGAGACAGACGUCGAACUCAGGCCCACGAGCCGCACUGUCUACGACAACCUGGCGGUGGAAGUGGCCGAAGAUGGCCACCCGUCCUCCUCGUCCGCGGCCGAGGCCAAAGUGACCGAUGGGAAGCAGACCGCCAUGUGAGUCCGGACGAAGAAAAGCCAGACGGAUCCUUGGAUCUCACAAUGAUUUUUUUGCAUGUGUUUGCAAGGACACAAAAAAUAAAUCAGAGACAGAUUUCGGGGUCGUCAAUAAAAGGACGCUGAUCAUUAAAAA